GUUUAGUUAUAUACGUCUACUAUAAUUUACUUGUUUUCAUUAAAAUUUUAUACUAAACUUUGCUUUUCAUAAUAGAUUUAGUGUGUAGAUAAAUGUGAAUCUGGACACAGAAAUUGAAAUUAAGAAGACAUUUGGAUUCGGAACUACAUGGAAUGAGAGAGUGUAUAAAGGAAAGCGUAAGCAUACUAUGCCGAAUGGUGCCCGCCACUUUUUCCUAGAGAAAUAUCCUGUGCGCAUAACCUCGGAAUCAGGAAUCGAACUCACGACCACUGGCUUGCUGGACCAGCAGCCUAUCACUCCCUAUUACGCCACGAUAGACAUUAGGUACUUGGGAAAUGAGAGUCCUAUACAAAGCGUACCUGGUGUGUGUUAUUAUUGGCAUGUUCGGUGUCAUCUAUUUCGACUCAUCCGGAAAUGUCAUUUCUUCUUACCUCCAUUCGAUAAUCAAUAGAUUUAAAACAUGUGAAAUACAUUCGCCACUCUCUGAUGAAUAUGUUUACACAGACAACAACACUUGGAGAAUUUUGUGGUAUGAUAUUCCGGUUUAUCUUAAGAAGGCAGUAACAUAUUUCGAAAUACAUGGACAAAAAUGUGAAAAUGUAAGUUUGCAAUGUAUUAUAUCAACAGAUAGUUCUGAGAUAAUGAGAAGCAAUGUUGUAGUUUUCUCAGAGUCAACACUGCCAAAAUGUCCUCCUUUCAAGAGAACGUCUCAAAUAUGGUGCUUAAAUACUAUGGAAAACGGAAAUUUUACGACUUGGCCAACCGAAGUCUGGGAGAAAAGCUUUGAUUGGAUAAUGUCUUAUCGCAGAGACGCCCACGUUACAAGACCUUACGGUAAAAUCCUCAAGCUUGACAAAAGUAAUGAUAGAAAUUACUCCGACGUUUUUCGGCAGAAAACAAAGUUCGGGGUUUGGAUGUCAAGUCACUGCCCCACCCCGUCUCGACGCGAGGAGUACAUUACCCAACUUCAGAAAUACAUACAAGUCGAUACGUUUGGAAAAUGCGGACAGAACACGUGUGGAGUUCAAAAUCCCAGCAUGAAUGAAUGCUUAAAGAACUUUGCAAGGGACUACAAAUUUUAUUUCUCAUUCGAGAACAACAUUUGCCGGGAUUACUCCACAGAAAAGGUGUUUAACUUGUAUGAACACAAUCUGAGCGUAAUUCCGGUUGUGAACGGUCCACCACAAGUGACAGACUACCUACCGAGGGGAACGUUCAUAAACGCGCUAGAUUUCACUUCUCCAGAGUCACUGGCAAAGAAGUUGACGGAAAUUGGAUCAAGUGAAAAUUUGUACACUCAGUAUUUAAAAGAAAAAGAUAAAUAUUUUUCGCUAAACGGAUUGGACAUUUUUCGAGAAUCAAUGUGUACAAUAUGCAGAAAGCUGGACCAUAUGAAAGGAAUAAACAGAACAAUAAAAGCAAGCAAUGCACAUGUGAUAAAAAUGUAUAAAACUGAAUGUUGAUAUGCUAAUUAAAAUGUUUUGGAAGCAAUUACUAGUAUUGACUAUGGAUAGCCUUUCUCAAAACUUGUAUACGUUCAUGUCUAAUGCAUGUAUGUACAGAAAAGGGAAUGAUAAUUAUUUAUAUUCAUGUAACCAAGCGGGGAAAGUCGGACUGAUCAUGAGAGUUCCGUGCACAAAGUCUUACAAAACAAAAUUUCUCACAAGAGCUCUAUGUUUACUAGACCGUAUCUGACCGUGUGAGCCAAACCAAAUCCUUCCAGAUCGGAGGAUGAAAUCUCUGGUUUAAAAAUCUCUGGUUCAAUUAAGAUACUCCAUGGUUUUGUCAAAUAAAGAUAAAGAAUAUACAUGUAUAGGUCUCAAAUGGUGCUUCUGCAUUAAUUUGAGGCACUUAGAAUGGGAACUCUACGACUGACCUAUGCUUCUUGCACUUAGCGCUUGUUCUUUCAUCGACGGAACAACGUUUAGCAGAGUGUCUGAUCUCAAAAUCGUUUACUGUUACUCGUAUACUUGCGAUUUAUGAUCAUAUUUAUACAUUCCAAUUGCCACGUAAACAAAGACGAUGCUAUUUGAUUGACGAAACAUUGAUCAACCUAUAUUUAUUACCAUGCACAUCAAAAGAUCAAUGGUUUAUCGCCCGAAAACUUAAUUGGCGCAGUGCAUGUGGUUAGCGUUAUAUUUUUAUGUGAUUGUAUAUCAGAAAAAAGAGGUAAAAUGUUGAUGCAUUAGCAAAUAAAACUUUUUGGGGUUUAGAAUUUUUAAUAUAAUUAUAGAGGGCAUAAAUAUCCUACCAAAUGUCAUGAACUCAGGAA
Magallana angulata is the source of this 2272-nucleotide messenger RNA. Its product is annotated as alpha-(1,3)-fucosyltransferase C-like. Gene Ontology annotation, cellular component: membrane. The coding region runs from base 336 to 1463 and encodes 375 amino acids. The transcript is spliced from 3 exons. Lineage: Eukaryota; Metazoa; Mollusca; Bivalvia; Ostreida; Ostreidae. The record is from RefSeq and is a predicted model, not a curated record. Gene Ontology annotation, molecular function: alpha-(1->3)-fucosyltransferase activity.